UUCGGAUACAGUGGACAGUCAAUUGGUGUGCAAGUGCGACAACAGAGGCAGAAUACUUGAUGCUAUGCCUCUGAUCUGUGUCGUCUGAACAAUCCUACAAAUCCUGAGGCGCCUGAGGGCGUUGCUCAUCCCCCCAACAUGCUUCAACCAAGGAUACCGCUGCGCUCUCUGUGCAGGAAAUGCCAAUCCUCCACGCCCUUCCUCCGUCGCUCGUAUGCGCAAGUCAUCGAUCCCGUACACCCUAGUGCAUCCGUGCUAGAUGCAGCCCAUACAGGCCUCCAGUCAGCCGAGUCGCAAGACAGGGUUGCACCACCGAAAGGAGAGGUACGACUUCGACGGUACACUCCACGAACUCCCGGUAUCCGUCAUUUGGUCAGACCGGUCAAUGACCAUCUAUGGAAAGGCCGGCCGUGGUUCGACCUGACUUUUCCGAAAAAGGGCCAUGGAAAGGGUGGCCGCAAUAAUACCGGGCAUGUUGUCGUUCGGCAUCGUGGUGGUGGUCAUAAGAGAAGAAUCCGCAUGGUGGACUUUGCCAGGCGGAAAGGCGGCAAGCAUAUCGUCGAGCGGAUAGAGCACGACCCGGGUCGAACGGCUCAUAUUGCCCUGGUGAAAAAUGUCAACGAUGGGACACGGUCGUAUAUUCUGGCCGCUGAAGGAUUGCGGCCCGGUGAUGUCGUUGAAAGUUAUCGGUCUGGUCUUCCUGAAUCGUUGAUCCAGGAGAUGGGCGGACAGAUGGACCAGGGUGUUAUUGCGACCAAAACCGCCCACAAAGGCAACUGCUUGAAACUCGGUAUGAUCCCCAUUGGCACACCGAUUUUCAACAUUGCUCCGACACGCGACUCGAUUGGGAAGAUCUGUCGGAGCGCAGGAACGCACGGGAUUAUAAUAGGAAAGGGUGAAGAUACUGUCCAGAAGGAGAUGAUCAAACUCAUUGGAGACAGCGGGAAUACCGACAUGUCGUCGUUGAGCCCGGAUCAGUUGAGGAAGUUCGAAAAAGCUGCCAAUUAUGUCACGGUCCGGCUCUCAAGUGGUGAGGUUCGACUUAUUGACAAAGAGGCGGUUGCAACCAUUGGUGUGGCAAGCAACAUCAAUUUCAAGUACACCUCGCUCGGAAAGGCUGGACGUGCACGAUGGCUGAAUAUUCGACCAACCGUUCGUGGUCUUGCCAUGAACGCAGCCGAUCAUCCUCACGGUGGUGGUCGAGGUAAAUCCAAGGGUGACCGCAUUCCUGUCAGUCCUUGGGGUGUUCCGGCCAAAUCCGGCUACAAGACCAGACCGAAGAACAAGGUCAAUCCUUUGGUUAUCACGCAACGGCCUAGAAACCAAGGCAGACGUCGCAGAGGAUACGCUUAGAUUAGAAUAUGUAUCAAUACUAUGAGCCUAAUCCGGUCGACGGCGGUGACAGGUCUUCUUUUCAUGGAACAA
This is a messenger RNA of Exophiala dermatitidis NIH/UT8656, 1425 nucleotides long. RefSeq names its product 50S ribosomal protein L2. Gene Ontology annotation, biological process: cytoplasmic translation. Bases 139 to 1353 code for a protein of 404 amino acids. Gene Ontology annotation, molecular function: RNA binding; structural constituent of ribosome. The record is from RefSeq and is a predicted model, not a curated record. Gene Ontology annotation, cellular component: ribosome. The transcript is spliced from 2 exons. NCBI's taxonomy places the organism in Eukaryota, Fungi, Ascomycota, Eurotiomycetes, Chaetothyriales, Herpotrichiellaceae.